Messenger RNA from Arabidopsis thaliana (thale cress), 1996 nucleotides. RefSeq names its product peroxisomal NAD-malate dehydrogenase 1 (gene PMDH1). The record is from RefSeq and is marked reviewed. NCBI's taxonomy places the organism in Eukaryota, Viridiplantae, Streptophyta, Magnoliopsida, Brassicales, Brassicaceae. The transcript is spliced from 9 exons. The coding region runs from base 232 to 1296 and encodes 354 amino acids. Gene Ontology annotation, molecular function: oxidoreductase activity; catalytic activity; malate dehydrogenase activity. Gene Ontology annotation, biological process: malate metabolic process; tricarboxylic acid cycle. Gene Ontology annotation, cellular component: peroxisome.
UACCGGAAUUUAUACCGGAAAUGUCGUACCGUCUUCCACACUUCGGAGAAACGACAGAUAAGCUCUCUCUGUUCUCUUGCCACACUUCCCAAUACAUGGAUCCAUUUUGACGUCAUCUUUAUCACUAUCUCUCUAUUAUAUAAAUCUCUUCGUACCCUUUUACCGAUUCUUCACCGUGAUCGCUUAAUCAGACCUCAAUUUCGUUGUUAAAGAACAAAGCUUUAAGCAGCCAUGGAUCCAAACCAACGUAUCGCGAGAAUCUCUGCUCAUCUCAAUCCUCCUAAUCUUCAUAAUCAGAUUGCUGACGGGUCAGGUUUGAAUCGGGUGGCUUGUCGGGCAAAAGGUGGAUCACCCGGAUUCAAAGUGGCGAUACUUGGAGCAGCUGGUGGAAUUGGACAACCUCUUGCGAUGUUGAUGAAGAUGAAUCCUUUGGUUUCGGUUCUUCAUCUCUAUGAUGUUGCUAAUGCUCCUGGUGUUACUGCUGAUAUUAGUCAUAUGGAUACUAGUGCCGUUGUUCGUGGAUUUCUCGGGCAGCCGCAGUUAGAGGAAGCACUUACGGGUAUGGAUUUAGUGAUCAUACCUGCUGGUGUUCCGAGGAAACCAGGGAUGACGAGGGAUGAUCUGUUUAACAUUAAUGCUGGGAUUGUGAGGACACUCUCUGAAGCUAUAGCUAAAUGUUGUCCUAAAGCAAUUGUGAAUAUAAUCAGUAAUCCGGUGAACUCCACGGUGCCAAUCGCAGCUGAGGUUUUCAAGAAAGCUGGAACCUUUGAUCCAAAGAAACUCAUGGGUGUCACUAUGCUUGAUGUUGUUAGAGCUAAUACCUUUGUGGCGGAAGUAAUGAGUCUUGAUCCCCGUGAAGUUGAAGUUCCGGUUGUUGGAGGACACGCAGGAGUUACGAUUUUACCACUGCUUUCGCAGGUGAAACCUCCUUGCUCGUUCACUCAAAAAGAGAUUGAAUAUCUCACAGACCGCAUCCAAAACGGUGGCACUGAAGUUGUUGAGGCUAAAGCUGGAGCAGGUUCUGCAACACUAUCCAUGGCAUAUGCAGCAGUGGAGUUUGCAGAUGCUUGCCUCAGGGGUCUACGAGGUGAUGCAAACAUCGUUGAGUGCGCAUAUGUGGCAUCCCAUGUGACUGAGCUUCCCUUCUUCGCAUCGAAGGUGCGUCUGGGACGAUGUGGGAUCGAUGAAGUGUACGGCCUUGGACCAUUGAACGAAUAUGAGAGGAUGGGAUUAGAGAAGGCAAAGAAAGAGCUUUCAGUAAGUAUUCAUAAAGGUGUUACCUUUGCGAAGAAAUAAAGAGACUCGAUCGUGAAUAAACACACUUAAGCGAUGGUUUUGGAAUAGUCAGAGUUUUGGAAUAAGAAUAAUGCCUCACAAUAAAAGCUCUUGCGGUCUUCUUGGAUCCAAUCUUAAAGGUUCAAGAAACUCAUCUCCUUUAGGUAAAAUCUUCGAUUGUUUUAUCGUUCCAUCGAACCACUUUGUUCUUAGAUACAAGAACGUUUAUGAUUUAUGUAGUUGGGCUAUAAAAGUGAGAACAGAGCAAUAAUCUUGCAACAUUUUUUCUCAUCUUCUUGGUGUGUUUUUUUUUUGUUGGUUUUCAUCUUUUUGUUCUUGCUCAUGAGAGCAUCUUUAGAAGGCUAUUGUUGGGAAGUAAAUAAGUUUGCAUCGCGGAAAAGAUGAUCAAGGUCAUUCGGGAUACCUCAUACCUGUCAUUUGAGUUCAUCUAAGUAACUUCUUACGCUUUUAGGCUAUCUACGGUUGUUCUUAGGAUUUAGGUGUUAGUGGUUAUGCUAUUACUGUACGAUGUUUUAAGAUGUUGGUUGAGAGUUUAAGAUCUCUUAGACUAAGAUGAUCUUGUGAGAUAUUUAUUAAGUUUACUUCAAGUGGGUUUGGAUAGUUAAAGAAGUAGUAGUUUAGGUAAACUACUUUCUAAGGUUUCUCUUCAAAUAUUUUUAUUUAUAUCAAAGCUUAAUAAGUGUCGUAUGCCGUACGUAAC